AGAGCUUUUGAAGCACAGCAAAAUACAUUAUAACCCUGAGAUAAGGUUGACAGUUUUCAUAGCCUGAAGUGCGUAGUCCAUCUAAUAUCUGUAUACAUCGGACUAAAGAUUUCUCCCUUUUGAAAUUCACGCAUCAAAAUAGAGGAGAGAGAGAGAGAGCGGGGAAUUAAUUUUCCAUUCGAAGUCAACUACAUUUUAUAGUCAACAUGAAAGAAACCAAAAAGGAGCGUGUCGUUCUCUCCCCUCUCAUUCCCGCAAAAGGAGUGGGCACCACCGCAGUUGCUGCUGCUGGGGAAUCGAAGGAGCAAAAUGCACCGGCUGAUAACGGUGCCGGCGCCGCGGCUGACCCAAAGAAGAAGGCUGGGUACAGGGACGUAAUCAACCGCACCGUUUUUACUAUUCUGAUGGCGUACGUCUUCCUCGGGUGGAUCUCGGUGGGCAUCCGCUUUGGCAUUUUUCUUUUGGUGGUCAUCAUGACUUCCAUGUUUUACGAGGUGACACGCAUCAACCAACGUGUGCGCAAGGAUCGACAGCUGCCGUCUAUCGUGUUCAUCAAGUGGUACUUCUUCAUGCUCAGUUUCCUGGUCCUUAUCCUGUCCUGUCUGCGUGAGCCGAUGCAGAACACGUUUUACUGGCUUGAUGGAGUGUACGACAUUUUCCCGUUUCUUUCGUUCUGCGGGGUGAUGCUUGGUCUUGUGAUUUUUGUGCUAAGCCUCCGCAAAGGCAUGUAUCGCUACCAGUUCAUCCAAUUCACGUGGACGGUGAUGGUGCUCGUGAUCACGCAGGUCCAGUUUGCUGGGGAGAUGCGCAACAUGGUGCGCGGAAUGAUCUGGUUCCUUCUUCCGGUGAGCUGCGUGGUCAACAACGACAUUUGGGCGUACAUUUUUGGCAAGUGUUUCGGACGGACAAAGCUCCUCGCGUUGUCGCCGAAGAAGACGGUGGAGGGUUUCCUCGGGGCGUUCGUCUUCACCGUCAUCUGGGCAUUUUGGUUCUGUGGCUUUUUGAGCUACUUUCCGCAGAUGUACUGCCCAGCGGUUGGCUUCACCAAUACGGUGAACAUGCACUGCGAGCGCAACUCUGUUUUUCUCCAGGAAGAAGUUGCUUUUCCGCGUUGGAUGCAGCAGCUCUCCGGCGGCAUCUUGACGACGUUUCUCGUUUCACCCGCGCAGAAGCACGCACUGGUGCUGGGGACCUUUGCCUCUCUCCUAGCUCCAUUCGGUGGCUUUUUUGCCAGUGGUCUCAAACGUGCCUUCAAGCUGAAGGACUUUGGCGACCUCAUUCCCGGUCACGGCGGAAUGACUGAUCGCAUGGAUUGCCAAGGCUUGAUGGGACUCUUCACGUACUGCUACCUUCGCACGUACGUGUUUCACGAAAUGAAGUGUCCAGGCACGCACGACAUCACUCGCUGCGCACUGGGCAUGGACUCGCAGCAGCGGCAGACUCUCGUGGAUCAGCUCCUUCAGUCACUGAAUGGAUAA
Leptomonas pyrrhocoris is the source of this 1478-nucleotide messenger RNA. Its product is annotated as putative mitochondrial cdp-diacylglycerol synthetase-like protein. The transcript has a single exon. Gene Ontology annotation, molecular function: phosphatidate cytidylyltransferase activity. NCBI's taxonomy places the organism in Eukaryota, Euglenozoa, Kinetoplastea, Trypanosomatida, Trypanosomatidae. The record is from RefSeq and is a predicted model, not a curated record. Gene Ontology annotation, cellular component: endoplasmic reticulum membrane. Bases 207 to 1478 code for a protein of 423 amino acids.